CAUCCGCGCAAUGUUGUAUGCAUGCUCUCCUAUAUCCCUACCUCACCUCCCCCACACUUCCUACUAUAUCACUACCUGCUCCAACAUUCCCAACCAUACUUGGGCAUAGUAUGGUGCUGCCACUAUAAUGCAGGUAUAUCUUAGCCUUAAAGGGUUCAUUGUCGUCAUAUGCGUGCCCAACCUUCUCUUCAUGGGCUUGCAGCUUACUGCUUGCAUGCAUUAGCGUGAGCCCAACAUUCAUUCGUCUCUCUAUCUACCAUGUGAGCAAACAGCAACAGCAAACAUUCUGGGGUGUUGUCAGAAUCGGGUCGGGCCCCUACCGGCCUAUCUUCUUCCCCGCAGUGUCAGAGGAAGCAUUAAUCGGCCGAAGCGAAGGUUGCGUGGUGAAGGCACGGGAGGAUGUCGUACAUACCGCAUUUGUAGCGCGGAUCUCAGAGAUUCGAAAGAGCCUCAAUCUGAAAAUAAUCUGGCGAGAUGGUGUCCAGAGGCACUUAAAGCAGCCCUUUUCCCGUACGGUGGGUCGUCUCUCAUAUCUCCAUGUGAGAAACUACUCAUCUUGCUAUUUGCACCCAUUACUGCACUCUACUUUCUCAAACCUACGGACAUGGCUGGGGGAAGACCCAAGAAGGGUCGUAAAGAGAGCGUCGCUACUGGUUGGCUCGGAUGGGAGUAUGACUAUGAUAAAGGGUGCUAUGUCAACUCUAAAAUCAACAGCGAUGGAGAGGUCGUAACUAUGGAUGGGGGACCGUGCCCUCCCCCUGUAGCACAAACAGGAGGCCUGGAAGAACGCCUAGACCAAUUCAGCCUUUCUCCGGAUGAGCCCCAGGUUGAGGGAGAUGAAGAUGCUGCUCAAGAGGAACAUAUGUUGCCAUCUUCGAGUGACAUCGAAUUUCAAUCGCCCCAGCCCUCCGAUGGGAGAUCAGCAAGCUAUCCGCCUUUUUCUUCCAGCCCAAACUCGUCUCUAUACUCUCAGAGGCCAAAUGGUGACCACAGUAAAAUGUUCACAGUUGCCGCCCCCGGCCUUGAGGAUCAGACGUAUGAUCCCAAUGCAUCCGAGAUUGGCAUGGCUCCAUCUGAAAACAUUGCACCCCAGGGUCAAACAUACCCAGCUUAUUCUGUUGCCAGUUACGGAAGGCCCCGAUCCGGAACUGCCUUGUCUCAAAACUCAACAGGCUCAUACUAUCCUCCCAUCAACUACAGGACAAACACCAUCGAUGAGGGAGGCGAAUUGCUUGGAGACCCCGUAGCCCGAUCCUAUGACAGCACUUCCCAGCCUACCAACACGAAUUUCGGAGGACGCCUCCCCCCAACGGGGCCUGCUAACAAUCAACGGCGUAACCGUGGAGGUCGCAGAUACAGUGGCCACACGAAUGCCAGUCUCGUCGAAGCAAAGGAUACGACGACGGAGUUUUCAUCCAAAAGCGGGCUGUGGGAAGAGUUCAAAAUUGCACACUCCAGCGAGUUCAAGGAAAGACGUGUAUUUAAAGUCGUGUGGACUGAGCCAAACGGCGUUGACCCUAGGGAAAACUACAGCAGCUUUAGCAAGGUCACUGCAAGUAAGCAUGGCGAACUGGCAUAUACCUCGAUCCGACGUUUUGUUGUUUGGAAAAAUUACGAUGGUCAUGCCAUUUGUCUCCCAGUCCUCACCUAUCGCGGUAAGGGCACGGCCAAGCCCGGCAUCAAAGCUGCGCACCAUGCCAUCAUCUUCACCGAGUCUAAAUUGGCCAACCGUAGCAUCAAACACCCUCCUCGCGAAACCAAACCCGAGAAGAAGCUAACCAACGCACCCAUCUGCGUCGAACUGAUGGACCGGCGAGAACAGCUCGACGUCAUGUCGCGGCUCAACUACGCAAAGGUGUACACAGUUGAGCAUAAUGUCAAAGUCUGCUUCAUCGGGAAGAUCCACAAGGAUUCAGUGAAGGAGUUCAAGGCGACGUACAAAAAAAUCCAAAAAGACGUUGAUUCCCCACCUGAGUCAGCGGUGGACGAUGAAGUAGGCGAAAGCUACAACGGGGCCGGGGUAGAGGGAGAGGAGAAUCUCUAUCCAGAUAACAGAAGAUAACAGAUGAUGGCCCCCCUAUAUGCGCCACACGCGCGUCUUCGGGGGUUAAGGCGGUCCACGGACUUCGCCUAUUCAUACGUUCGUCGGCCUUCCGCUCGCUGAGCUGGAUGAGCUGGCGCUAUUGUGGUCGAGGGACCAGGAGUCCCACAUGGAUCUGGAAUCUCCCAGGGACCACGUCGAUGCGAGAGCCGACCUUUUAGGGGUUAGGUUUCCUCCAUUGACUAUUCGUUACGUUUUGACGAGUUGGGGCUGUUUUAUCAGCUCCUCGGCUCGUUGUGAUUUUACGGCCGUUUUCGCACGGCAUUAUGGUCUGUUACGCGCCUUGACGGCACCAACGAUUUAUUUCAUGAUUCUCCGGCCUGUUUUUCAUUGCGGGAAUCUUUUAUACGCCUCGACGGCAAUUCGAAUUACUCGCUGUGCGAUUUCACAUCCUAUUUCCAUCACGGGGAUUUACUACACGCCUUGACGGACCUGCACACAACUUACGAUUCUCACUUUCUCACUCUACACCUGUUAUACGCACUUUCUCACUCUACGCCUGCUAUGCACCUUCCCAACCUUUGGCCUUCACGACUUCACGGCCGCCACAACAACGCCCAAUCUCACAUUUAUCCCACCUCUUCAUUUCCAAUUUAUUCCUUUACACACGAGCCAGCACUCUGGGCACGCUGCAGGGAUCAGAUCAGCUACUGGUAGUUUCAGCCACCAGCCCAGAGGAUCAACGACAGAUUCAACCAGAUAUCAGAGAAUCCAUCGACAGCAAAUUCAACCAAAUUCCAGGGGAUCAACGAACAACAGAUUAUAUGACAGGGGCAGAUUGGGUGGGAGGAUGGAUAUGUUUAUUUGAUAUUUACUUGCUUGCUUUCUUUGGAUAUAUGGUACGGGCGACGAGAGAUGGGAUACUCGUGUAGCCAGUUUUAUGUAUUUAGUUUUUGAGUGUUGAAUUUAUAUUGUCAUUGCG
Pseudogymnoascus verrucosus is the source of this 3023-nucleotide messenger RNA. RefSeq lists its product as uncharacterized. The transcript is spliced from 5 exons. NCBI's taxonomy places the organism in Eukaryota, Fungi, Ascomycota, Leotiomycetes, Thelebolales, Thelebolaceae. The record is from RefSeq and is a predicted model, not a curated record. Bases 605 to 2062 code for a protein of 485 amino acids.